This is a messenger RNA of Diaporthe citri, 1617 nucleotides long. RefSeq lists its product as uncharacterized. The transcript is spliced from 3 exons. NCBI's taxonomy places the organism in Eukaryota, Fungi, Ascomycota, Sordariomycetes, Diaporthales, Diaporthaceae. The record is from RefSeq and is a predicted model, not a curated record. Bases 1 to 1617 code for a protein of 538 amino acids.
AUGGUAUCUGAUUUCAAGGCUCUCGUUUUUGAUGUCGGUGGUGUCCUGUUGGACUGGGACCGCCACAACCUUGUUGCCAUCUCUCCUGAGCAGUUUCUGACCAUCUCAAAUUCCACAACCUGGCAUAGCCUGGACCGAGGCAAUGUCACGCUCAAGGAAGCUUGUCAGGAAUUCGGCAACAUACUUGGCGAACAUCCGUCUACUAUCGAGACCGCAUUGAAACAGGCUCAGCUUUCGUUGAAGCCAGUACCUGCACUUGUCCGAACAGUCAGGGAUUUGAAGGCGUCGAGGCCCGAUCUCAAAUUCUACGAGCAUUUCGAGAUAGUCCAAAGCACUGACCUCCCUUGGUCGAUAUUCGACAAGGUCUUCGCGUCAUGCGUUGAGGGCAUGCGGAAGCCAGACCUGUGCUUUUUUGAACAUGUCAUCAAGGAGAUUGGAGUUAAUCCCAGCGAGAUGAUUAUGAUUGAUGACACACCCGAGAAUAUAUGUGCGGCAAGGUCUCUGGGAAUGCAUGCGAUUUUCGUGCACAAGUCAUUGCCCAGCGCCAGCAAGAUCCUUCUCAAUCUGCUUCAAGAUCCGAUUGAAAGGGCAGAGGUGUUCUUGAAAGAUAAUGCCACAGAGCACCAUUCCGUUGUCGAGGGCCAUGAGGAGCUCACGCUCAAGGACAACUUUUCCCAGCUUAUGAUCUGGGAACUUACUGACGACGAAGACAUUGUCUACCUCAAAUGGCCAUAUAAAAGGACCCACGGAUCGAAUGGCCCUAGAAUUAACAGUGCGAUAUCAAAUGGCUACUCUACCGGCCACACCAAUGGCCAUGCCAAUAGCAACGUCAACAGCCAUACCAACGGCAACAUCGUCUACAACCCCAAUGGCAACGAUUUCCCGGCAUCAAAGGUCGAGAACGGACUCUGGAACUAUUUCUUUGAGGCCCCUGUUCUCACAACCCAUGACUUUCCUGCGGAUGCCGACACAACAGCGACAGCCUAUCUAUCACUCCCUGAGCAACACCUCGCCACCAUGCCGGACGUCCGACUUGUUUUGGCCAAGAUGAGUGACAACCUGGAUCUAGACGGGAUAAUGCAGGUAUACUUUGAUCCUAAAAGGCCUCGAACUGUCCCAGAGGUCUGCUGCAAUAUCCUGAGGUUGUUCCACAAGUUCGGCUUUGGAUCCGAUCCCCGGGCCAAGAAGUCCGAGAACUACGUUGUGGACUGUCUGAACAACAACGCAUGCCUCGACGGGACUCGGCAUUACUCAACCCCGGAAAGCUUUCUAUACUUUGUUGCGCGCCUAUAUGCCGAAACCCCCUCCGAUGUGCUUCGGAAAAGGUUGAAUGCAAUCAAGGCCCAACUCAUAGACCGACUCAGCGUGCCUACAAACCCAUUAGCCCUGGCACUCCGUUUGUUUGCCUGCCAGUUGGUUGACUUGGGUCCAGAGCUGUAUAGAAAGGAUCUGGAAACACUCGCGUCGCUUCAGGAGGAGGAUGGCGGUUGGCCUGCCGGCCAUUUCUGCCGCCUGGGGAGGACGGGGACUUGUAUCGGCAACCGGGGUUUGACAACUGCACUUGCGGUGAGGAUACUGCGGCAGGAAAAGCGAGCGGUUAAGACGUCAAGAGUCUGA